CGCCCGGCCUCAUUUGCAGGCGCUAGCAUGGGCUGAACCUGCUCUGCUGCUCCUGCCGCCGCCGCUGCCGCCUCCUGAUAUUGGGUGUUCGGAAAGGCCAGCCAGCUGUCGGCUUCAUGGCCACGGAAGCCGCCGCCGCCGCGGGACCCGGCGCCCGGUUGCCCUCGUCUCCGACCCAGCGAGAUUUCUACUGGCUGCGCUCCUUCGUUGCCGGAGGUGUUGCUGGAUGUUGUGCCAAGUCAACCAUUGCACCAUUAGAUCGAGUAAAGAUUUUGUUGCAAGCUCACAAUCAGCAUUAUAAACAUCUAGGUGUGAUUUCUACACUUUGCGCUGUACCAAAGAAAGAAGGCUUCUUAGGAUAUUAUAAAGGAAACGGAGCAAUGAUGAUUCGAAUCUUUCCAUACGGUGCAAUUCAGUUUACAGCAUUUGGUCAAUAUAAAAAGGUGAUAAAGAACAGGCUUGGCAUUUCUAGUCAUAUUCAUCGGUUAAUGGCUGGAUCCUUAGCAGGUAUAACAGCAGUGAUCUGUACAUACCCCCUUGAUAUGGUGAGAGCACGGCUGGCAUUCCAAGUAAAAGGGGAUCAUAAGUACAGGGGAAUUAUUCAUGCAUUCACGACCAUUUACACCAAGGAAGGUGGUAUGCAAGGAUUUUAUCGUGGACUUAUGCCAACAAUAGUCGGAAUGGCUCCAUAUGCGGGUUUCUCAUUUUUUACCUUUGGUACCUUAAAGAGUGUGGGACUUGCUCAAGCGCCUACCCUGCUCGGGAGGCCUUGCUUAGAUAAUCCUGAUGUCUUAGUUUUGAAAACUCAUGUAAAUUUGCUGUGUGGUGGCAUAGCUGGAGCCAUAGCACAAACAAUAUCAUACCCUCUAGAUGUCACUCGUAGACGAAUGCAGUUGGGAGCCAUACUUCCUGAUUCUGAAAAAUGUUGUACAAUGACUCAAACAUUGAAAUAUGUUUAUGGAAACCACGGAAUACGAAGGGGAUUGUACCGUGGAUUAUCAUUGAAUUACAUCCGUUGUAUUCCUUCUCAAGCUGUUGCCUUCACCACUUAUGAAUUUAUGAGGCAGUUUUUACACCUCAAUUAAAGACUGAUGAUCACCCCCCCCCCAGUUUAUAAUGUAUUGAACAGUAAGUUUCAGAAUAUAUUUGAGAAAUCACUAGUAUUUAAAGUGUUUUCUUUAAUAUAUGAAAACACAGUAAAAAAUUGAAGGAGCUCAACAAAACUUAGCAAAGUUUACUAUGUAUUUUGUAAGAAUGGAUAUAUGGUUUACUUAACUGAAGUCUAUGUGGUUCCAAAAUACUGUAUGUUUGUGUCCAACUUUAAGAAUUUGAUCACUUUUUUAAAUUUAGGAUUCUUUUUUAAAGAUGUCUGUAUGCCUUAGCUAAAAUAUAAGCUGUAGGCACACUUCAAAUGACAUUCCAUGUAAUUGAAUUGAAAAUGCUUAUUUGCUUAUUUGGUUAGGGAUGAUGUAUCAU
Messenger RNA from Notechis scutatus (mainland tiger snake), 1476 nucleotides. It is a transcript of the gene SLC25A16, whose product is annotated as solute carrier family 25 member 16. Gene Ontology annotation, biological process: transmembrane transport. The record is from RefSeq and is a predicted model, not a curated record. Lineage: Eukaryota; Metazoa; Chordata; Lepidosauria; Squamata; Elapidae. Gene Ontology annotation, cellular component: mitochondrial inner membrane.